This is a messenger RNA of Peromyscus eremicus (cactus mouse), 438 nucleotides long. RefSeq names its product enhancer of rudimentary homolog. The transcript has a single exon. Lineage: Eukaryota; Metazoa; Chordata; Mammalia; Rodentia; Cricetidae. The record is from RefSeq and is a predicted model, not a curated record. Bases 1 to 438 code for a protein of 145 amino acids.
AUGGGAAGAUAUCAUAGGUGUUAUUGCCUAAGAAGUUUACAACAAGAAACAGCCAAUUCGGAGCUCGUGUGCAGUGGCAGCGGUGUUACCGGCAGCUGCAGCCAAGCGUUUGGCGCCAUGUCUCACACCAUUUUUUUGGUACAGCCUACCAAGAGACCAGAAGGCAGGACUUACGCUGACUAUGAGUCUGUGAGUGAGUGCAUGGAAGGUGUUUGUAAAAUGUAUGAAGAACAUCUGAAGAGAAUGAAUCCCAACAGCCCCUCCGUCACCUACAAUAUCAGUCAGUUGUUUCACUUUAUCAAUGAUGUGGCAGAUCUCAGCUGUCUUGUUUACCGAGCUGAUACACAGACGUACCAGCCUUAUAACAAAGAUUGGAUCAAAGAGAAGAUCGAAGAUCUAUGUGCUCCUUCGUCGAGAGCCCAACAGGCUGGGAAGUAG